AUGGCUUCCACCUCAUCAGACACAUCUGUACCUUACCACCAAAUACGCGCUCAUUAUGACGACAAAACCAUAACGGUCUAUCAAGCAUACAAAGAAUCCAUCGCUAGAGAUGCCGUCGCCGCUCAAAAACUCAACGCAUCCCCCGACUUUAAGCCCGGCCGCAUGACAUGGGUCAAGCCUAGCUGGGCUUGGAUGAUGUACCGUGCCGGCUACUCAUACAAAGAUGCCCGCCAAUCCCACAUUCUUGCCAUUCGCAUGACACACGAGCAUUUUGUCGGACUUCUUGAACGUGGCGUACUGUCAAAACAUGCCAAGAAGGCUCCUGAGGACUCGGCCGUCAAGCGUGAGAAGACCAGUGACGUGAGGAUUCAAUGGGACCCUGAACGGACGCCGAAGCUUGGGGUGUUGCCAUAUCGGAGCAUCCAGAUCGGCAUCCCUGGGGCGCUCAGUACACGAUGGGCGGACGAGUGGAUUGUCGAGAUUGAGGAUGUCACGGAAAAGGCCCGUGAGCUGAAGAGGGUCAUCGAUGAGCGACCAGACAUUACUGAGGAGGAGCUCUUGGAGUUGGGUCUCAUCUUUGAGGAGAGGCCAUUUGAGGUGCCAGAGUCUGUUCAUGAGAGGCUAGAGAUUACAACGCUCCUUGAAUCAUGA
Messenger RNA from Fusarium keratoplasticum, 651 nucleotides. RefSeq lists its product as uncharacterized. The coding region runs from base 1 to 651 and encodes 216 amino acids. The transcript has a single exon. The record is from RefSeq and is a predicted model, not a curated record. Lineage: Eukaryota; Fungi; Ascomycota; Sordariomycetes; Hypocreales; Nectriaceae.